This is a messenger RNA of Drosophila montana, 2566 nucleotides long. RefSeq names its product Trissin receptor (gene TrissinR). Gene Ontology annotation, biological process: G protein-coupled receptor signaling pathway. Bases 87 to 2192 code for a protein of 701 amino acids. The transcript has 10 exons. Gene Ontology annotation, cellular component: plasma membrane. Lineage: Eukaryota; Metazoa; Arthropoda; Insecta; Diptera; Drosophilidae. Gene Ontology annotation, molecular function: G protein-coupled receptor activity. The record is from RefSeq and is a predicted model, not a curated record.
CAGCAGCAGCUGAAGAACAAUAUAAAAAAAUAAAACAAAAAAAGAAAUACAACACUUGCUGCAACGCAUUAUUAGUCGUUAGCAUUAUGAGCGCUCAUAGCCUGCAGGGGACGUCGACGUCGACUGCAACGUUGCCAACAUCGUGCUGGCAGAGGCAGCGGCAGCGACUACGACGCCGGCGUCGACAGGAAGCGGAAGCAGCGACGCAGAGACGGGCACAUAAACAAAUGCGCCAGACUGGCAGCGCCAACAUAUCAGCAGCUUAUGAAGAUAAUGAUGACAACAACAACAACAACAAGGCCAACAACUGCAAUAACAACAACAACGGCAAGGCCAGCAGAAGCCCCACUGCAACUACAACUUAUAGCAUUUCCGGCUUACCAGAUUGCCAACAACAACAAACGGAACAAAGCAGCCAACACAAGCUAACAACUAGCAUACACCCGCGCGCAUUUCCGUGGCUCUUUCUGUCACCGCUCCUGCUGCUCGUACUCUUAGUUGACCGCUCUUUGUCAGCGACUGGAAAUUACUCGAGCCUGGCACUCAAUGAGAGCGGCACCGAAAUCGCAUUAACCAUAAAUGGGACAACAGCCACAUUAGCAACAGUUGCACCAACCAGCAACAGCGGAGCAGCGACCACAGCUCUGGCUCUGAGCGAAGUGACCACCACCGAGCCGGCGGAUGAGGAGGAUGCUGAAAAUAGCAGCGAAUAUGUUUUCGAUCGCACCGAUGUGCGUGUCAUAUUCAUCACGCUCUAUACGAUUGUCUUCUGCUGUUGCUUUUUCGGCAAUCUACUUGUGAUAUUGGUGGUCACACUGUCGCGUCGUCUGCGCUCCAUAACCAACUUUUUCUUGGCCAACUUGGCGUUUGCUGACUUUUGUGUGGGUCUCUUCUGUGUUAUGCAGAAUCUCUCCAUUUAUCUUAUAGACAGCUGGGUCUUUGGCGAGUUCCUCUGUCGCAUGUAUCAAUUUGUGCACUCGCUCAGCUAUACGGCAUCCAUUUUCAUCCUGGUCGUUAUCUGUAUGGAGCGUUACUUUGCCAUUGUGCAUCCAAUAACCUGUAAACAAAUUUUAACAGCUGCACGUUUAAGGAUGGUCAUUGUCACCGUGUGGAUAACAUCGGCUGUCUACUCAACGCCCAAAUUUGUCUUUAGCAAGACCAUCAAGAACAUUCACACCGAGGACGGGCAGGAGGAGGAGAUCUGUGUGCUGGAUCGUGAAAUGUUUAACUCCAAAUUGCUCGACAUGAUUAACUUUGUGCUGCUCUAUGUCAUGCCUUUGCUGGUCAUGACGGUAUUGUACAGUAAAAUAGCCAUUGCAUUGUGGCGCAGCUCGCGUGGCCUCAGCCCGCAUGUGACACAACAUCAACAGCAGCAGCAACAACAACACCAACAGCAACAGCAGCAACAACAGGCUAACCAGGAGAAUAGCAUGAGCCUGCACAACAGCAUGUACCAUCAUCAUCAUCAUCCACAACAUCCGCACCACCAUCAACUCCACCAACAGCAUCAGCUGCCAGCGUCGGCAGCAGCAGCAGCGUCGUCGCUAGCUUCCGGCAGCAGCUCCACGUCCUUGUCACGUAAACAUAGCAGUAAAUAUGAAAAGCGUGGAGUCAGCAUCACCGAGAGUCAGCUUGAUAACUGCAAGGUCUCGCUGGAGGCGGAUCGGCCCAUUGUGAGCGCUUGUCGCAAAACGAGCUUCUAUCAUCACUCCCACACGCACAAUCAACGACAGGGCAAUGGUGGCGGCGGCGGGGGUGGGGGUGGUGCUGGCGGAGGCGGAGGCGGCGCCACACACAUGUCACAUUCGUCGAGCAAUGUGCUACGCGCCCGAAGGGGCGUGGUUCGCAUGCUGAUAAUAUUUGUGCUGACAUUCGCGCUCUGCAAUCUGCCGUAUCAUGCGCGCAAAAUGUGGCAAUACUGGUCACGUUCAUAUCGCGGUGAUUCCAAUUUUAAUGCGCUGCUAACGCCGCUCACUUUUCUGGUCACGUACUUCAAUUCGGGUGUUAAUCCCCUGCUCUACGCUUUUCUCAGUCGCAAUUUUCGCAAGGGCAUGAAGGAGCUGCUGCUCUGCUCCUGGAAGAAGGGCAAGGGCAAGUCGUCCUCCAAUUCGUCGAUGCAUCACAAGCGCAAGGCGCUGCAGACCCACUCGCUGCCCACGGAUACCACGCACAUUGGCAACGAGCAGCUAUGAUGCCCGAGCUGCUGGAAGACGCACUUCAAGCUCUUCGGUCGUCGCUCGUAGAACCCAUCGGUGGCCGCUCGUGCUGGUCGCAUCUAGCGGUAAUCUCAUUGUGAUUCUCUAAGAAGCCCUAUUGCUUGGUUGGAUUAGCAAUUAAAAUUACGAAUUACCUAACCAUAGGUUUUAUUAUCAUUGUCAUUGUUGUAUGAUGAGAACUAAGCCAAUUUAAAAAGCCGCAUUCGUUACAGGCUAAAUCGAAAAGCUCUUUAAGAAACUGGAGAAGCUACUCUAUAGCUCGUAAAUUAUAAUUAAAUUAUUCUAUAUCUCGGUAUAUGCUGCGUGUGCAUAUUUUUUAAAUGUAUGAAGUCAUGUUUAAAGUGAUACAA